Messenger RNA from Peniophora sp. CBMAI 1063, 2496 nucleotides. Lineage: Eukaryota; Fungi; Basidiomycota; Agaricomycetes; Russulales; Peniophoraceae. The record is from the annotation of a GenBank genome assembly.
AUGCGCUUAAUCACCACAACCGCUCUCUUCGCUGGCCUGGCCAGCUACACUCUCGCCCACUCGGGCCCCAGCGCUGGAAGGCGCAAGACCCUCGGCUUUGGCCCUGUUCUACCUCACGCCAAGUUCCAAACUGGCGCUAUCUUCGUCUCUGACGCCUUUACCGCGUCCAAGGAGCCGUUCGACGUUGCCACCACCUUUGUCCGUGGCAUUCUCGGCGACCAGCUCACCGAGGGCAACGGCUUUGUUCUUCGCAAGGACUCGUACACCGACAAGGCAACCGGCGUGACUCAUGCCUAUUUCCGCCAGCUCAUCAACGGUGUCGAAGUCGCCGAUGGCGAUAUGAACGUCAACGUUCGCGACGGCAAUGUCAUCUCGUACGGUAACUCGUUCUACCAGGGUGCAGUCCCCGACGGCUUCGUCUCUGUUCCCUCCGCCGGCCCGCACGCCGAGUUCUGCGAGAAGCUGGGCGAAGAGCAUCAGGCCGCGCUCGCCUCGUUUGUGCAGUCUCAGGGUGACCAAGUUGCUCUGGGCGCUGAGCAUGUUGACGAGCUCUCGCACGCCUAUGCGUCCAAUUGCGAGCACGUCGAGACACCCUUCCGGAUGGCGCAGGACGCCUCCUUUGCUGCUCCCGCCGGCGUGUUCGAUCCCCGUGCACCGCUCCUUCAGUUCAUGAUUGCCGCCGCACCCCAGGGCGAACUUGUCCAGGAUAUUACGGCCAACUGGGAGCAGCACCUCGAGCGCAUGACCAGCCACUUUGAGCCGCACUUCAUCGGUGGCGAGACCGCUGUCAUGACCGAGAUCAUCGCCAAUGUUCCCGGUGCGGUCAACCCCGUCAAGGCCAAGCCCGUCUACGUUCAGGUCGCCGACGGCGACAAGACGGUGCUCGUCAACGCGUGGCGCUACGAGGUUGAGAUGACGGACAACUGGUACGAGGCUGUCGUCUCCAUCGAGGCUCCCCAUCGUAUACUCUCGGUUGUCGACUGGGCCAGCGACUCGCCCAUGCCUACUCAGAAGUCCAAGACCCACUCGCCCGCGACGUACAACGUCUUCCAAUGGGGCAUCAACGACCCGUCCGAGGGCAACCGCACCAUCGAGAAGGAGGGCUUUGACGCGCUCGCCAGCCCGCUCGGCUGGCACGUCAUCCCCAGCGAGAACGACCCUACUGGGCCCACGCCCGGUGCUGGCAAGUACACCAACUUCACGACUACGGCUGGCAACAACGUCUUCGCGCACGAGGACUGGGAGGGUGCCAACAACUGGCUCAGCAACUACCGUCCAGAUGCUGGCAGCGACCUCGCGUUCGACUAUGAGUACGACCCUAAACUCACGGACAAGGCGGACGCGCUCGAGGAGGCGAAGAAGUACAUUAACAACACCGUCACUCAGUUGUUCUACACGACGAACAUGGUUCACGAUCUUUACCAUCGUUACGGUUUCGACGAAGUCUCUGGCAACUUCCAGCAGCACAACUUCGGGCGUGGCGGCUCCGAGAACGACGCCGUCAUCGCCAACGCGCAGGAUGGUUCCGGCUACAACAACGCCAACUUCAUGACCCCACCUGACGGUCAGAACGGCCGUUGCCGCAUGUACCUCUGGAACACCGCUCUUCCCUACCGCGACGGCGACCUCGAAGCCGGCAUCGUCAUCCACGAGCUCUCGCACGGUCUUUCGACCCGCUUGACCGGUGGUCCGGCCAACUCCGGCUGUCUCGGAUUCGGCGAGGCAGGCGGUAUGGGUGAAGGAUGGGGAGACUUCCUCGCGAGCACGAUCCGUGCCAAGGAGGUCUACGAGGACUUCCCCAUGGGCGCGUGGGCCGCUAACACGCCCAAGGGUAUCAGGAACUACCCCUACUCGCUCAACGAGACCGUCAAUCCGAGCAAGUACAACAUUCUCGACCGCUACUGGGGCGUACACGCCAUCGGCGAGGUCUGGGCCGAGAUGCUCUGGGUCGUGUCGCAGAAGCUCAUCGAGAAGCACGGCUUUGGCGGAACGCUGUUCCCGCCGCAGCCGCUUGAGGACGGCAGCAUCCCCACGGGCGACUUCUACCGUUCGCAGAACGACCUUGGGUCGGUCAUGGUUGGGGGCAAGGACGCUAAGCCGCUCGUUCCUAUCCACGGCAACACUCUUUCCGUCCAGCUCGUGCUCGACGGUAUGAAGCUCCAACCAUGCCGUCCCGGCUUCUUCGAAGCCCGCGACGCCAUCAUCCAGGCCGACGAAGUCCGCACGGGCGGCGAGAACGUCUGCGACAUCUGGAAGGCGUUCGCCUCGCGCGGUCUUGGCCAGGACGCGACUGUCAUCGGACGCACACCGUGGGGCGGAGGACGCCGCGCCAACGGCUUUGCGGUGCCGAAGUCGUGCGAGGAGGAUCUGCCGAAGCCUGAGCCCAAGCCUGUGCCCCCGCCUGGCGACGGCGAUGAUGGCGAUGAUGGUGAGGACGACGACUGGCCGUGGCCGUGGAGUUUGUUGAGGAAGUACUGGUGGGCGCGCGCGAUUUGA